Stegodyphus dumicola is the source of this 3138-nucleotide messenger RNA. RefSeq lists its product as uncharacterized. The record is from RefSeq and is a predicted model, not a curated record. NCBI's taxonomy places the organism in Eukaryota, Metazoa, Arthropoda, Arachnida, Araneae, Eresidae.
AUGGUAAAACUGGCAAUUGCAAGAUUUUGUAGAGCCCCCUUCCACGAUGUACAAUACCAAGUCAAUGCAUUACCUUCCACACCUGAAGUUUUAGAAGAUAAUGGAAAAUCCUUUCAAAUGUUAGAUAUUUCAGAGCUGCAAAAGAGCUUUUCUGAAAUUUCAUCCUCUUCAGUUAGUGAAACAACUUCAGUAUUUUCUGGAGAAAAGAAAGCAUCCCAGAUAUCCUCUUCACUUUGUUACAAUGAAUCAUUGCAAGUCACAAGUGAGACUAUCAUUCAUGAAGAAAGAAGUCUAUUGGACAGUUCUUUUCAAAGCUUAAAAAUUAAUUCCGAGAACGAUCAGGAAUGGCAUGUAAAAGAAACUCCAAAUAAACUUAAUAAAGAUACUGUUACUGCGCUAGAAGUACAGGAAGAUAAAACUGAUGAUAUUAAUUCUGUAGAAAGUGAUUCCUUCAGCUGCACUAAUAAGAGUACAUGUGAGGCACCUUGUGAUUUAAUGCAGAAUUUGGAAGAAAAACAUACUGCUACAAGCAAAAAUGACAGUUUUAGGCUUUCAAAAAGUAAUUUUGAGGAAAGUUCAAAAAAUGAAUUUCUUCAUGCUGAGGAUUGUACUUUAACACGCAAUGAACCAGUGUUAAGUGUAUCUUCUCUUGUAAAAAGCAUUGAAAGAUCAAAUUCUUUCAAGACUGCAGAAAAAGUAAGAAGUUCAUUAGAGGAAUCAAAGCAUUUAUUCACAAAAAAUUAUGCUCAUCAGCUAAUUGAUUUUAGUUCUGAAAAGAAGACUGUUACUAAUGCUGAAACUAUUGAAAUGAAAAGCAAAUGUGAUACUCUUAUGGAAGAUAUAUUAGUAAGUUCUAGUGAAAUUGCUAAUAAACAUGAGAAUAUUUCACCUUCUCAAGAACUGAAUGGGCAGCGCUUGAUGGCAUCUCAAGAAUUUAUUUCUGAAACUUUUAAGAAAACCGUUACAGAAAACUUAGAUAUUGAGAGUGAAUUUGUAUUAAAGCCACCAAGAAAAGAGGCAAAGCUUGAGAGUGAUUUAGAGUCAGUGUCGAAGGAAAAUAUUGCUGAUGAAGGGCAUAAGGAAAACUCUGUAAUAUCUUCUAGGAACUUUGAAGAAGAAAGUAUAAUGAGCAGUAAAUCUGUGUCUAUGGGUAUUGAAGAAAGUAGAAUAUUUGUGUCGCACCAUACAACUUUUAAUGAUGAUCUCAAAGAUAUACUAGUCACUGAAGCUCAUAAUUUUGCUGCUGUUGAAGAAAAGUCGGGAGUAUCUGUUCAGACAUGUAGUGAUGCAGGUAUAAAGAAUGUGGAAAAAGCAAGUGUAAAGCAAGAAAGAUGUGAAACUUGGAUAAGUUCUGUUGGCAUUUCAGCUCCAACAUCGUCUAUAACAGAUGUGACAGUAAAUGCUUCCACAUCUACUCUUUGUGAUAACAGAAUGCUGGAAGAUAAAAUUACAAUAUCUGUCAAUUCAAAAUCCGACAAUAUGAAAUGUAAGUAUACAAAUCAAAAAGAUGAUAUUGCUAAACUGCCAUUAUCAGAUACACUUAAAUCUAGUUCGCCUAAUUUAGAUGCAAGCCAAAAGGCGAUUCCAAAAGACAAACAAGCAUUAAAAGCAGUGCAAAAGUCUCAUUUACCUGAGGUUAAUUCAAAUAUGACUAAUGUAAAAAAUGGGAAUAUUCAGAAACGUGUAUCUGUUGAAAUCGUCCCCUUUAGUCAAAGAAUGAAGGAACGUAAAUAUCAACCGAUCUCAUUUGCCAAUCGCGAAAAUUCAUCCGAACUUAAUAAAAAGAAUUCUAAUGUGUUAGUAGAACGAAAAUUAUCUGAUAGGAAAAUGACAACGAAAAAUAAAGAGCUAGACAAAUCUAAUAAUAGGCAUUCCUUUUCUGGAAGUCUUACCUCGGACAUUAAGAAAGAGGUAGAACCUAACCUAGGGAAAAAAGUUUCAAAACCUGAAAAGUUACCUGUCCAAAUCAGAAUUCAUAAAUCUAUUCCAAAAUCGGAAAUCAAAGAUAAAGUGUGUAGCGAUAUUAUUAAUCCUAAAGAGGUGAAAAAUACUUCUGAGACUGAUAUAUCAGGUGAAAUUAAAUUUAAAAUGCAUUCUACUAAAGCAAAUCAAAAUGAUCUAAAAUUUAUGAAGGAGGAGAAAAAGACUUAUGAUAAUUCUACAAAAUGGGAUGUCAAAAUUCAACCAGCACCUACGCUUGCUAAUGUUUCAUCUUAUAUUUCUAAUAGUGAAGGAAAUGUUUCUCCUGUGAUGCCUCAAACCAAUUUGCAAUUAAGAAAUGAAUCUCCAAAACCUCCUCAAUUAUCUGAGAGUGAAUGCAAAGACUUUCAGUUUAAUGAAGAGUCAGAAUCACAAAAUAAAAGUCAAGAAAAUAGCUGGAGACAACAGAAAGAAGUACCAACUUUAAUCACUGAUGAUCCAGAACCUGAACUACUUCGUGUUUUUGCUAGAAGAUCCAUUAAACAAAAACAUAGUGACAAAGGAAGACCAGGCGAAAAAGAUGAAAAGCUCAUAACAGAUACAUCCUCUGAAGAUUCUUUUCAUUUGCAAGAAGAAAAUACUGAAAUGAUAAGUGUUUGCCAAAACAGCACAGUUAUUAAAAUUUCGGAAGUUUCAAAGCCACAUAUCACUAAACCAGAUUUAAAGAAAAAAUCAAAGUCUUUCUGUGAGAAAGGAAAAGUUACUCCAAGGAGUGUGUCACCCUUGAAAGAAAUUAAUUUGAUACGUAGAGAAUCACCUUUGAAAUUUUCACCUGCAGAUCCUCCUUCUUGCAAUGACACUAUACAUCCAAGACAAAGGCUAGCAAGUGUUCCUGAUGUUCCUUUAAAUUUACCUCCUGAUAAUGAUAAGAAAAACACUCCUAGAAUCUCUCAGACUGAAUCCAGCUCUGAGAUUCAUGCUCCUUCAUCAGUUAAAGAGGAACCUCAGCAAAGAUCAAGCUCUGUUAUUGUUCCAUCACCUACUACAUCAAUGAAUGGAAGCCUUACAAGCACAGGAUUGGUAAAAGAAAAUCAGGAAAUAUUGACAGGCAAAGAGGCCCAUGCGCCUGCUUGGUUACAGCUAGCACAACAACGGCGUGAACUCAGGGAGCAACGAGAAAGACUUCUUUUAGGAGGCUCCCCUAACUCUUUCAUAGAU